This is a messenger RNA of Rotaria sordida, 1458 nucleotides long. The record is from the annotation of a GenBank genome assembly. NCBI's taxonomy places the organism in Eukaryota, Metazoa, Rotifera, Eurotatoria, Philodinida, Philodinidae.
AUGAGACAUUUAGAACAACUUCAAGUGAUUGCUGAUCGAAGUAAUGGUACACGUGCAAUAGCAACUGAAGGAUUUAAUGGUACACUCGACUAUAUUACUAGCCAACUUGAACAAAAUACAAAUUUGAUUGUUUCACGUCAGUAUUUCACAGUUCGAAAUUAUAUUAUUCAAGGAAUGCCACAAUUACAGUCUCUAGUCGAUGGAAAUAUCGUCAAUCACCUUUAUUUAACAGAUUUCACUCAUAUUUUAUUUUCAUCACGAGCUAAUUUCGAUACGUUUGUUCCAGUAGUAGUUAUUCCAAAUCUUGGUUGUCAAGAUUCUGAUUGGACAAAUGCAUCAGCAGCAGAUUCAGUUGCUUUAGUCAAACGAGGCGAUUGCACAUAUCCAGAAAAGUCUGCAUUAGCUGAAAAAUAUCGGGUGAAAGGAUUACUCAUUUACAAUGAUGGAACAGCACCUGAUCGUUUCCAACCAAUUCAGGGAGUGAGAAAUAAUUUAAAUACAACAAUUCCGGCUUAUUUCCUAUCGUAUAAUUUGGGAAUGCAGUUGGGCAAUGUAACAACUAAUACUAGUGUGAUCAUGAAUAUUGACGUCAGUGAUGCAAAUGGAAUUGGAAAUAUCUGUGCUGAUACAACAACAGGAGAUAAAACGAAAACAAUUGUGGUUGGAUCUCAUAGUGAUGGAGUGACAGCAGGAAGUGGAAUCAAUGAUAAUGGUAGUGGUACAGUCGGUAAUUUGAUUUUAGCUCUGAACUUAGCUCAUUUAUUUGAAACGUCGUCAAGCUAUUCUACAUAUAAGUAUCGUGUUCGAUUUUGCUGGUGGGGUGCCGAAGAACUCGGUCUUCUCGGUGCUAGGUAUCAUGUUGAUCAGGCAUCCUUACCUAGCACUACCACUGUAGGUGAACGUUUACAAGAUUACCUAGUAAAUUUAAAUUAUGAUAUGUUAGCCGGUCCCAACUACCGUUUUGGUAUUCAUGACAGUUCAACAGUUCCAUCGACAACGCCCACACAAGCUCGAAAUGGUACUAGUCAAAUUACAGAUCUUUUUCGUCAAUGGUUUAGUGAACAAAAUCUACCCUGGAGCAACGCAUCACUUGGAGGUGGUAGUGAUUAUGUCCCAUUUUUAGCUGCAGGUUUGGCAGUUGGUGGAGUGAAUACAGGAGCUGGAGGCAUCAAAUCAGCCAGCGAACGAGAUCAAUAUGCAGCAAUAUUAGGAAUAGGAAAUGGCGGAUUAGCUAAUGCUGCCUAUGAUCCAUGUUAUCAUCAACAAUGUGAUCGAAUUACGAAUAUCAAUCCAUUUGCAUAUGAAAAAGUUGUUAAAGCAGCUGCUUAUGCUAUUGAAUACCUUGGACGAUUAAAUGAUUUGGAAAAAUGGCUUUAUCCACAAGGUCGACUGAAGAAUUUUGAAUUGUUCAACAGACAUCAGUUAUAUGAUUUUCGUAAUGAUCCUGAUCUUAUCUGA